Molecule: messenger RNA, 1783 nt
Organism: Phacochoerus africanus (Common warthog)
Lineage: Eukaryota; Metazoa; Chordata; Mammalia; Artiodactyla; Suidae
Gene: B3GNT8
Product: UDP-GlcNAc:betaGal beta-1,3-N-acetylglucosaminyltransferase 8
Exons: 3
Coding region: 434-1627 (397 amino acids)
Cellular component (GO): membrane
Molecular function (GO): protein N-acetylglucosaminyltransferase activity
Source: RefSeq, a predicted model, not a curated record
UAAUCUGGAGACAGGAUCCAAAGGCCUGGAGAAGCAGCAGUGCUGGAUGGGCCACCAUGUUCGACCCGCACAUCCACCCCAACCGUGCUCCACAAGGCGGCACCUCUUCAGUCACUCUCGACAUCCGACUUUACCUGUUCCAGCGGCUGGGUGGUGUUUCUCUCCGACUGGAGUGUCUGCAGACCGAUGCCCACAGCAACCAAAACGGCUCUGAGACUUUCCACCGGCCCGCCGCCACCCCUUGGCUGAAGAACCUCCACGCCCUGGGAGAAGCUAGGCCCCUGGUUCUCCCCUCCUCGGCCGGCCUGCCUGCUCCCCACCGGUCUCUGCAGCCACCCCUGCGCCUUUCCCGCGGUCUCAUCAGAAAACCAGCCCUGACACGCCAGAGGCCCAUCGUUCAGCUUCUACAGCCGCCCCUUCCCUGGGCCGGGUCAUGCGCUGCCCCAAGUGCCUUCUCUGCCUGUCAGCUCUACUCACACUCUUGGGCCUCAAGGUGUACAUCGAGUGGACGUCCGAGCCUCAGCUGGGCAAGGCCCACCCCGGACCCCGCGGCACCCCACCAGGCCCCACGUCCGCCAGCUCCGAGCCCACCCUGCCGGCUAACCUCUCAGCCCGCCUGGGCCAGUUGGGCCCACUGGCCUCCGCCUACUGGAACCAGCAGCAGUGGCGCCUGGGGACCCUCCCCAGCGGGGACAGCACUGAGGCGGGGGACUGCCGUGCUUGGGGGGCUGCUGCCGCGGCAGAGAUCCCCGACUUCACCUCCUACCCCGAGGAUCUCCGCCGCUUCCUGCUGUCGGCAGCCUGCCGGAGCUUUCCGCGGUGGCUGCCCAGAGGCGGCGGUGGCCAAGUGGCCAGCUGUGAGGAUCCCGACGUCCCCUACCUGCUCUUGGCCAUCAAGUCAGAGCCAGGACGCUUUGCAGAACGACAAGCCGUGAGGGAGACGUGGGGCGGGCCGGCUCUCGGCGUCCGGCUGCUCUUCCUGCUGGGGUCCCCAGAGGGCAAGGCAGGGCCCGACCUAGGCUCCCUGGUGGCCUGGGAGAGCCGCCGCUACAGUGACCUGCUGCUCUGGGAUUUCCUCGAUGUCCCCUUCAACCAGACGCUCAAGGACCUGCUGCUGCUGGCCUGGCUGGGCCGCCACUGUCCCGGAGUGAGCUUCAUCCUGCAAGCCCAGGAUGACGCCUUUGUGCACACCCCCGCCCUGCUGGACCACCUGCGGGCCCUACCACCGGGCAAGGCGCGAGGCCUCUACCUGGGAGAGGUCUUCACCCAGGCCAAGCCCCUCCGGAGGCCUGGAGGCCCCUUCUAUGUGCCAGGGUCCUUCUUUGAAGGCGGCUAUCCGUCCUAUGCGAGUGGCGGCGGCUACAUCAUCGCAGGGCGCCUGGCACCCUGGCUGCUGCAGGCAGCGGCCCGUGUGGCCCCCUUCCCCUUCGACGACGUUUACACUGGCCUGUGCUUCCAAGCCUUGGGCCUGGCGCCCAGGACCCACAAAGGCUUCCUCACGGCCUGGCCAGCAGACCGCACGGCUGACCCCUGUGCUUUCCGAGACCUGCUGCUGGUGCGGCCCCUGAGCCCCCAGGACAGCAUCCGCCUCUGGAAGCAGCUUCAGGACCCUCAGCUCCAGUGCUGAACCUUGGUGGGGGGUGGGGCCAGACCUGUUGGCCCCUCGGUCAGCCUCUCCUGCUAGGCCUCGAUGGGAGGAAGGAGGUCCUAGAAAGGAGGCUGCUUGAGCCCCUCCUGGGCCGCCCAAGAGGUAAGACUGUUUAUGAAAAGUCCAUACUCUUCA